Fraxinus pennsylvanica is the source of this 1347-nucleotide messenger RNA. The record is from the annotation of a GenBank genome assembly. Lineage: Eukaryota; Viridiplantae; Streptophyta; Magnoliopsida; Lamiales; Oleaceae.
AUGGCUUCACCUUCAAGCUCCGUGGAUGACGGGUUGCACUCCCUUAUUAACAUUCAUUCGGUAGAUUUUUUCAGGAGAAAUAAUAUUACACGAGCACAACAGGAUGUAGGAGAACAAGAAGAGGAGGGGCUUCAAUUGUCUGUUUUGGCUGCUUUGGUGACUGCUUUCAGGAAAUCUUUGGUGGGUUGUGGUGCAGCUGAAAACUGUAGGGAUGAAGAAUUAGUGGAAAUAGGGCGGCCUACUAAUGUCAGACAUGUUGCCCAUGUCACAUUUGAUAGGUUCAAUGGAUUUCUUGGACUCCCUCUCGAGUUUGAACCUGAAGUUCCCAGAAGGCCACCCAGUGCUAGUGCAAGAGUUUUUGGAGUUUCAAUAGAGUCUAUGCAGCUUUCUUUUGACACCAGAGGUAAUUGUGUGCCUACAAUACUUCUGAUGAUGCAAAGACACUUGUACUUCCAAGGUGGUUUGCUGGCAGAAGGAAUCUUCAGAAUUAACGCUGAGAAUGGCCAGGAAGAGUUUGUCAGGGAACAAUUAAAUAAUGGGAAGGUGCCAGACAAUAUUGAGGUUCAUUGUUUAGCAGGUCUCAUUAAGGCUUGGUUCAGAGAACUCCCGAGAGGAGUGUUGGACUCUCUCUCACCAGGCGAGGUUAUGCGGGCUCAAUCUGAAGAAGAGUGCACUCAGCUUUUACGGCUCCUUCCACCUACAGAUGCCGCUCUAUUGGAUUGGGCAAUUAACUUAAUGGCUGAUGUCGCUCAGCUUGAAGAUCUGAACAAAAUGAAUGCACGUAAUAUUGCCGUGGUUUUUGCACCAAAUAUGACGCAGAUGGCAGAUCCUUUCACAGCAUUGAUGUACGCAGUCCAAGUAAUGAACUUCCUAAGAACUCUGAUAGUCAAAAACUUGAGAGAAAGAGAAGAUCUUAUGGUACAAACUGAUACUGCUUCAAAGUUAGAGCCUUCUGAUGGAGAUAAUCGUGAUGGCACAUCUGAAUCAUUAAUUAACGCGACCAAUUGGGUAACUGCAGAGAACCAAUAUAAUGUGGCAGAAGUAUCACCGUCAAGAAAACCGCAGGGCAAAAUUUUGUCAAAAAUGGCAAGCUCCGAGGGAUUUCCAGCUGCUGAUGCAGAAAAAGAGUUGAAUCCAGGCCAGAACAAGGAUGUUCAGGUUGAUCCCAUUUCAUCAGAAGUUGCUGCCUCUAAGGAACAAUCUGAGGCUGAGGCAGCAAAGAAACAUAAACAAGACGAAAGGAAGGAUUGCCUACAAACAUUCAAAACUGCCAUCAUUGUAUCAGGAAUCAUCGUGGCUGCAGCCGGAGCACUUUUCGCUCUCACCAAAAAACUCAAACAGAAAUAA